CGAACCGCCACUCCGCCAGCGGGGAAGGGAGGGCACGCGCGCGCACGACUCACUCCUCGUGCAAACUGCGAACCACCACCCCACCUCGCCCCCACGCACGUUGCCCUUACGUGCGGUGCGGUGCCGCCCCCGCGCCCGCGCCGACGUGCUCCUCCGACCAUCCCCGUCCCCGGCCUCCCGCGCCGUUGCCGAUCGAAGCGGCCAGGGCGGGGCGCGGCGCGGUGCCUGGUCUGCUUUGCUCCCUCAUCGCAGUCGAGCACCUCACCUGCGCUUGCUUGCUUCGGCCAUGGUCGCCUCGUCGUCGUCCACGGCGUCGUCCUCCAGCUCCGUCCCGUCUAGCGCGCACCGGCGCCGCCUCGCGGACGUGGAGCGCGCCUCUGCCGCCGACUGCUGCGGCGGCCCGAGCGACGGCAUCGACGACGACGGGAGCGAGCGCCGCGGGCACGGCGCCGCCGUCACCGGGGCCGUGAAGGCGCUGCUGCUCAUCGCCCGGAGGAGCGGCGGCGGCAAGCGGGUGCCGGUGGCCUGGGUGAGGAGCGCGGUGGCGUGCCUGCUCGGCGUCGCCGUCGUCCUCGUCCUCGUCACGAGCUCGCGCGGAGGCGCCGUCGUCGGCGGUGCGGGGAGGCCGCUCGUUCGCAGGGUGGACGCCGGCGACGGCGGGGCGCUGGGGUGGAGGGAGGAGAACCUGACCGCGGUCGCUCGCCGCCCGCCCGACCCGCCGAUGACCCGGAUAUGGAUGAAAUUGGAUAGCGAGGGUUACACAAAAUGCAUUGAACGCCCAAGAAACCGUUACAGAAUCAACAGUGCAACGGCUGGUUAUAUAAUUGUCAAUGCUAAUGGUGGCUUGAACCAGAUGAGAAUGGGGAUAAGCGAUAUGGUUGCAGUUGCUAAGCUCAUGAAUGCCACCCUAGUAAUCCCUACUCUGGAUCAUAAAUCAUUCUGGACUGAUCCGAGCGGUUUCAAAGAUAUAUUUGAUGUGGAGCACUUCAAGAAAACUUUAGAAGAUGACAUCAUGAUUGUGGAUUCCUUGCCACCAGCUUACGAAAGAUUUAAACCCUAUAUUAGAGCACCCAAGUCCUGGGCCAAGGCUUCUUAUUACAGAGCUUUAACAAGGACACUGAAGAAGGCCAAAGUUGUGAAAUUUACACAUACAGAUUCACGGAUUGUUAACAAUGGUCUCCCUCCUUCCAUCCAACGACUCCGAUGCCGGGCAAACUAUGAGGCACUGAGAUACAAGCAAGAAAUUGAAGAGCUAGGUAAUACUCUAGUUGAAAGACUGAGGAAUGAGUCCAACCACUACAUCGCACUUCACUUAAGAUACGAGAAGGACAUGCUCUCGUUUACAGGCUGCAGCCACAACCUAACACAUCAAGAGGCAGAGGAACUUAGGGAAAUGCGACUCAAGGUGCAGCACUGGAAAGAGAAGGAAAUCAACAGUGAAGAGAGGCGACUCCAAGGAGGCUGCCCUAUGACUCCUCGUGAAGCAGCCUUUUUCCUAAAAGCUAUGGGUUAUCCUUCCAGCACAAAGAUCUACAUUGUAGCAGGUGAACUAUAUGGUGUACAUAGCAUGGAUGCAUUAAAGGCCGAAUAUCCAAACGUCUACACACAUUACAGUCUGGCAACAGUAAAUGAAUUAGAGUCUCUCAAGCUGUACCAAAACAGAUUAGCUGCUGUGGACUACAAUGUAGCCCUCCAGAGUGACGUUUUUGUGUAUACGUACGAUGGAAAUAUGGCUAGAGCAGUCCAGGGUCAUAGAAGAUACAAAGGAUUCCGAAAAACCAUCAACCCUGACAGGCAGAAGCUUGUCGAGCUUAUUGACAAGCUUGACGAAGGUACAGUAAAUUGGAAUGAGUUUGAAUGUGAAGUGAAGAUGCAUCAUGGAAACAGGCUUGGAGGUCCAUAUCAGAGGUUGUCUGGUCGAAGUCCAAGGCAAGAGGAGUAUUUUUAUGCAAAUCCUCUUCCAGGGUGCUUGUGUAAAAGAAACACACAGGAUCAAGUGGCAUGAACUUACUCUACAGAAAAUGGAUAGAUUAGUCUUCAAGCUUAAAGUGAGCCUAACUUCAAGCAUGAAGCAUAAUUUACUCUGACUCAUUGACAUAUACCAAACAAUGCAACUCGUAGUAAACUGACAUCAAAAGCACAUAUUUUUUUUCUAGACAGAUAGAAUUUGUGUAGUUUUCAAUCCACCACAAGGGUAUCAGAGGGAACAGUCGUUAAGAUGUGUGAUUUCAGAGGGUUAUUUAUCCAACUUUGAAAACAGGAGAGGCAGGAUAUUCUAAGAGGACAUUUGUACCACGAGAGAAUAGAAUUAGCUAAAUUGAAGAGUUUCAGUGUAAGGUUUACACCUUUACUCCAUAGUCCAGAUGUACAGUCUUACCACUUUUUGAUAAAUUUGAUUUUAUUAUGCACAGCUUGGUGCAAAUUAUGUGUAUGUACAAUAAUCAUUAGUGACAGAUCAAGUGUUAUGGGAAGCAA
Messenger RNA from Panicum virgatum (switchgrass), 2475 nucleotides. Its product is annotated as O-fucosyltransferase 19-like. The transcript has 8 exons. The coding region runs from base 287 to 2005 and encodes 572 amino acids. The record is from RefSeq and is a predicted model, not a curated record. Lineage: Eukaryota; Viridiplantae; Streptophyta; Magnoliopsida; Poales; Poaceae. Gene Ontology annotation, cellular component: cytoplasm.